GAUUAUAAGUUAGAAUUAGGGUUAGGGUUGGUAUAGUGAAAGAGGGAUAUCAGGCCUACAGCUAUGGCCUGUUCAAGAGGUGGAGAAAUGAUCACUCCACUCUCAUGGUCUACUCUUCCAGUAGAUCUCUUAACUGAUAUAGCCAAACACCUCGAUACCUAUUUUGAUGUCCUUCAUUUCCGUUCUGUUUGCCAUUCAUGGCGAACUUCCGUUCCUGCUCCUAAAAAGUCUCCAUCUUUGCCUUUGGAGCUUAAUUUCCUCACUGACGAUCCUUUCCACCCUUUUGCUACUUUUUCUGUCUAUCGAAGGACAGUCUUUCGUCUUGAACCUGAAGGCUCUCAACAUGGUAAUAGCUGGUUGAUUAAGGUUCAAGAAGAGAGUGAUGCAGGCAAGCUGCUUGUAACAAGUCCUUUCUCAAGAUAUCCCAUUUAUAAUUUACCUCCCACAUUUCCAAGGGAGUUGAACCUGCUCAGUUUCCGUGUCUGGCCUAUUGCUAGUACUUUCAGCCUUGAACGACAUGAUGAGGAUGAGGAGCUCGAUAGCAACGAUGUUACUUAUCACCCCAUGGAGAUCGUUCAUGGAGGAGUAGAAGAAAAUGAUAACGAUAGUUUUAUUAGCAAUGACGGGGUUACCAUGUCUAGCAAGGUAACCGUUUCAGCUUCUGAAACGGAUUCAAGCCUUGGAGUUUGUGCUCUCAUUAGAGGUGAAUUUUAUUCGAUGAAAGUUAAUCGUGAUCAGGAAUGGAACUCAAUGGACAUUGCUGAUACAUAUAGAGACAUAAUAAAUUACAAAGGAGAUAUUUAUGCCGUGCUUAGAAAUGGAACAGGUUCUAGAACCGAUGCUAAUUCACUCACUACCACUCAUCUUAUCCUUCCGCCAAGACCCUUUACCGGUGAGAGGUAUCUUGUUGAGUCAUGUGGAGAUCUUUUCUUAGUCUCCAGAGACUAUAGUAUUUGCGCAAGCAAAGUUUACUAUGAUGAUGAUACUAAAUGUUAUUUCAAGAAGGAAGGUGUUACUGAUAUUCCAUUUAAGUUUGAGGUCUUUAAGCUGAACACUGUUAGCCCAACAUCACCGGUGUACCAUUGGGACGUGGUGAAUGAUUUGGGAGACCAAAUCUUUUGCUUGAGUAAGGACUGCUCUUUUUCCGUUUCAGCUCAAGAUUUUGCUGGAAGCAAAGGGAAUUGCAUUUACUUUGUUGAUGAACUGUAUGAUGAAUUCGAUGAUGAGGAAGAUGUAUAUGAUGAUGAUUUGGUAGACGAUACCAAAAUAUUUGUGUUCAAUUUAGAAGAUGGCUACGCUGGACCUCUCGCCUCUUCUCCAGGCUUCCCUAAUAUAUUCUGGCCACCACCAUUGUGGUUGAGAACAGAUCUGCCUCCACUUGGAAAUUGAAGGCUUCCUAUGCAGUGAGAAAAUACUUCCAUCUGGAAGGAGGUUUCGAAGUGUUAUGAUCUCGUCAUCCUUGAUCAAUCUCUGUGCUGUUUCGCAAGAUGGGAGGUGCUGCCAUUGCUGUUGCUGUUUUAGCUUUAAUUUGUGAAUGUUAGGGUUGGUUUUCAACCUUACAUGGUUGCUUAUUUCAAAUAUGUUUAAUUUUAGUUGAAGUACUGUUUGAAUCCUUUGGAAACUUUUAAUACCUGUACUAGCUUGUUCAAGACAAGUUUUUACUUCUAUGCUAUAUAACUUUAGUUUCUUCUA
This is a messenger RNA of Jatropha curcas, 1692 nucleotides long. RefSeq names its product F-box protein At2g17036. NCBI's taxonomy places the organism in Eukaryota, Viridiplantae, Streptophyta, Magnoliopsida, Malpighiales, Euphorbiaceae. The record is from RefSeq and is a predicted model, not a curated record. Gene Ontology annotation, molecular function: protein binding.